Molecule: messenger RNA, 3901 nt
Organism: Limulus polyphemus (Atlantic horseshoe crab)
Lineage: Eukaryota; Metazoa; Arthropoda; Merostomata; Xiphosura; Limulidae
Product: spectrin alpha chain, non-erythrocytic 1-like
Exons: 15
Coding region: 1-2643 (880 amino acids)
Biological process (GO): actin cytoskeleton organization
Cellular component (GO): plasma membrane; cell projection; cortical actin cytoskeleton
Molecular function (GO): actin filament binding; calcium ion binding
Source: RefSeq, a predicted model, not a curated record
AUGACUGGAACUAGCACAUUUGCAGUCACCCUCAGAAGUAUGAGGAAAAGCAAGGAUAUUGCAGUGUUUAAAAGAAGCAUGAUAGUGGGUACUGGUCUAGCAGGUGCUACAGUUUCAUUGGUCAGCUGCUCCAAGACCAACAUCUUGGAGAUUCGAGUUUAUCAAUGGCACCAUCUUAAAGAAGCUCUUAUUGAUAAGAGGUCAAAACUUGGUGAAUCCCAGUCUCUACAACAGUUCAGUAGAGAUGCUGAUGAGAUUGAGAACUGGAUUGCAGAAAAGAUACAGAUAGCCAAAGAUGAGUCGUAUAGAGAUCCUGCUAACAUUCAAAGCAAACACCAGAAACAUCAAGCCUUUGAAGCUGAAAUUGCUGCUAAUGCUGAUAGAGUCCAGGCUGUUUUGGGUCUUGGUCAAAACUUGAUCGACAAGCACCAGUGUGCUGGCUCAGAAGAAGCAGUGAAGGCUAGACUUGUGUCCCUUGCUGACCAGUGGGAGCACUUGACCCAGAAAUCAUCAGAGAAAAACUUGAAGUUAAAAGAAGUGAACAAAGAAAGAUCAUUUAAUGCUGCCGUAAAAGAUCUAGACUUUUGGUUAGGCGAGGUGGACUCUCUUCUGGAAACAGAUGAUUCUGGAAAAGACUUAGCUUCAGUACAGAACCUGAUCAAGAAACAUCAACUGGUAGAAGCUGACAUCACUGUCCAUGAGGACCGUAUCAAGGACAUGAACAACUUGGCUGACGGUCUGGUAGAGUCAGGACAGUUUGAUUCUGCUUCUGUGCAAGAGAGGCGUACUUCCAUUAAUGAAAGAUACGAACGCGUCAAAACUCUUGCUGCUUAUCGUAGGUCUCGACUUGAUGAGGCUUACACUCUUCAUCAGUUCUUCAGGGACAUUGCUGAUGAAGAAUCUUGGAUUAAAGAGAAAAAGCUCCUUGUUGGCUCAGAUGAUUAUGGUCGUGACUUGACUGGAGUCCAAAAUCUUCGGAAGAAACACAAGAGGUUUGAGGCUGAGUUAGCUUCUCACGAACCAGCAAUCCAGGAUGUCCAGGAAGCAGGUCAAAAACUAAUGGCCGAAUCAAACAUUGGUGUGCCUGAAAUUGAACAGAGACUUAAAGCAUUAGCUCAAGCCUGGCAGGAACUUAAGGAGGUGUCCAAUGAUCGAGGAAACAAGUUAGAAGAAUCUUUGACGUACCAGCAGUUCCUUGCCAAGGUGGAAGAAGAAGAAGCUUGGAUUUCUGAAAAACAGCAACUUUUAUCUGUUGAAGAUUAUGGUGACAACAUGGCUGCUGUACAGGGGUUAUUGAAAAAGCAUGAAGCCUUUGAGUGUGACUUUGCUGUACAUCGAGAACGUUGUGGAGAUAUAACACAAGCAGGUGACCAACUUAUAGCAGACGGUAAUCAUCAUGCCGACAGUAUUCGUCAACGUCUACAGCAACUGCAGGAUCGACUAAAUGCCUUGGAGGCCAGCACUAUCAGGAGGAAAGGAAAACUGAAGGAUAAUUCAGCUUAUUUACAAUUCAUGUGGAAAGCCGAUGUUGUUGAGAGUUGGAUCGCGGACAAAGAAGUUCAUCUUCGAUCCGAAGAUUAUGGUAGAGAUUUGUCUUCGAUUCAGACGUUGCUUACGAAACAGGAAACAUUUGAUGCUGGAUUGCAAGCUUUUGAACAGGAAGGAAUCCAGAGCAUCACACAGCUGAAAGAGGAACUUUUGGUAGGAAAUCAUGACAAUACCAGCAGCAUUGUAAAACGUCAUGAUGAUGUCAUGACCAGGUGGCACAAUCUCAUGGCAGCAUCGGAAGCCCGUAAACAUCGCCUCCUAACCAUGCAAGAUCAGUUUAAACAGAUUGAAGAUCUCUUUCUUACCUUUGCCAAAAAAGCUUCAGCAUUUAAUAGUUGGUUUGAAAACGCAGAAGAAGACCUGACUGAUCCUGUCCGCUGUAAUUCGAUUGAGGAAAUUAGGGCCUUGCGUGAAGCCCAUUCUCAGUUUCAGGCAUCACUGAGCUCAGCCCAAUUAGAUUUUGAUGCACUGGCAGCUUUAGAUCAGGAGAUCAAAAACUUCAAUGUUGGCUCAAACCCUUACACUUGGUUCACCAUGGAAGCAUUAGAAGAAACCUGGCGAAACUUGCAGAAAAUCAUUGAGAACAAUUCUGACUCUUUCAUGUAUUUCUCCUGUAGAAACCAGAGUGGUGUUUCAGAAGAUGCACUAAAAGAGUUUAGCAUGAUGUUUAGACACUUUGACAGAGAAAAGAUUGGAAAAUUGAACCAUUAUCAGUUCAAGAGUUGUCUGCGAGCUCUGGGUUACGAUCUCCCAAUGGUGGAUGAAGGACAACCUGAUCCAGAGUUUGAAGCUAUCCUUAAUGUUGUUGAUCCAAACAGGGAUGGAUUUGUGUCCUUGCAAGAGUACAUGGCCUUCAUGAUAUCUCGUGAAACCGAAAAUGUGCGAUCUAGCGAAGAUAUUGAAAAUGCCUUCCGAGCAAUCACGUCCGGUGACCGUCCAUAUGUCACAGCUGAUGACUUGUAUGCGAACCUCACUGUUCAAAUGGCCGAUUACUGCGUGUCCCACAUGAAACCGUACGUGGAACCUAAGAGCGGCCGCACCAUAACUGGAGCGUAUGAUUAUGUGGAAUUUACUCGCUUACUUUUCCAGAAAUAAUUUGUUUUGCCUUGUCUGUGAAGUCACUAUAAUCCUAGAAAUAUGCAUUAGCUAAUAUAUAUAUGUGAGAAGCUUUCUAUCGAUUGAAUAAAACUUGGCAGUCUUGUUUGUCAGAAACUGUAAUGUUCAAAAUAAUAUUUAAGUUUAAAUGAUUGAUGGUUUCUAAUAUGAUAGUGAGUUUUUUACAACUAAUGUAUUAAGCAAAUCUCUUUUUAUUUAAGUCACAAUAAUUUAUUUGUUUUAGUUUAGUUAUUAUUUUGGUCUUAGAAUUUUUGUUCAGUAGCUGCCCCAUAUACAGGUAGUGUUAUUUUGAUCAGAUCUUAUUUACGUUACGUACUUUGAACAUUUUCGACAUUGUUAGAAAAUGGAUAGUGAGCUAAAUAAUGACUAAUAAAUCAGAACUAAGCCACUAUAUCUGCCUAAUCAUACAACAUUUCUAGGGUUUAAUUUGAUUAUUAAUAUAUUUUUUAAGUCUGAGAGGCGAGUAUCAUUAAAUUUAGAAAUUUUAUGUUGAACAAAGUAACAUCUUAACGUGAGAAACAUGAUAUUCUCAGAGAGUUUUUGUGCUAUCUUCACACGAAAAAUAAACAAAUUUUUAUACAAAUACUCCAGUAUUGAUACUUUAACUCUCACACUGUUGGACAGUGUAUAAAGCAUCUGUUUAUUAAUAUAAUAUAUAUAUUUUAUCUUAAAAUGUUUGCAUGUAAUUUUACAAAGAUGUUGUUAGAACUGGCCUUCAUUGAAGCAUAACAGUUUAAGUAUUGACUUCAAAAAGAAGCGAUUAAGUACUACCAUACACACGUAUGUGCCUGUGUGUGUGUGUGUGUAUGUGCUCUCUCUGUCUUCUUACUCUGUGUAUUGUUAAACAUUUGCAUUUUUAUAAUAUAUAUAUUUAACUGAAAGUAUUUAUAAUGAAUAUUGUUUAAACUUGUGCGCUGUGUCGUUAGGUAGUGAAAACGUGUAUAACGUGAAGUUAAAAGUAGUUUUUCUGGAAAGGUUUUCAUCUAAUAUUUAAUAGGUAAGAAAUAAUUAUUGCCGGUUUUCCGUACCUGUAUUUAUUUAGAGUUGUACUUUAAUUUUUUUAAAUUAUAUUAAAUAAUAAUACUAAUAAAAUUUAUUUACUUUACUUAGCAAAGUUUCUAUUUUCUGAAAGCUUCACAAAAGCCUUAAGCGAUUUGAUCACUGUAGUCCAAGAUAAGGUGUUAUUUGGGUUGGACUGUUGUUAAAAGUUAUUUUAAAUAAAUUUAUUCCUCAUUGA